This is a messenger RNA of Penicillium paradoxum, 1704 nucleotides long. RefSeq names its product FAD-binding oxidoreductase. The transcript is spliced from 3 exons. Gene Ontology annotation, molecular function: FAD binding; oxidoreductase activity. The annotation marks the transcript as partial. Lineage: Eukaryota; Fungi; Ascomycota; Eurotiomycetes; Eurotiales; Aspergillaceae. The record is from RefSeq and is a predicted model, not a curated record.
AGAUUGAGCCAAUCCACCAUGCUUUUCCGUACAUCCCUCAUUGCCUCGCUAUUGGCGAUUCUGCCUCAUGCCUCAGCUACGGAGACAUGCCGUUGCUUCCCUGGCGACCCCUGUUGGCCCUCCGACGGUGAAUGGUCUGCUUUUAAUGAGACCAUUGACGGCCGACUGAUCAAGACUGUGCCGCUCGGUACCCCUUGCCAUGCCCCCAACUAUGAUGCUGCAGCUUGUGCAAUCUUGAAGGAAGGAUGGGUGCUUCCGGAGGAGCACUUUGAGUCAUCUUCCUCUAUUAUGGCCCCAUUCUUUGCUAAUGCAACCUGUGAUCCAUUCCACGAUGUCUCUAAACCCUGUGAAUUGGGCAACUAUGUUCGCUACAGCGUGGAUGUCCGUACUGCGGCUCAGAUUUCAAGCACCGUGAAGUUCGCAACAGAGCACAACAUCCGUCUUGUCAUCCGUAACACCGGUCACGACUAUAAUGGUCGGUCCACCGGUGCCGGAUCUCUUGCUGUCUGGACCCACCACCUCAAGGACCUGAAAAUCCACUCUUACACAGAUGAUCACUACACGGGCCAGGCUAUUACCAUGGGUGCGGGGAUUCAGGGCCACGAAGCCUACGAGAUCGCCGAGGAGACCGGUCUCCAGGUCGUCGGAGGCGAAUGCCCCACUGUCGGUCUCGCCGGUGGAUACACCCAGGGAGGCGGUCACUCUGCCCUCGGGUCCCGCUACGGACUGGGUGCCGAUCAGGUGCUGCAAUGGGAAGUCAUCGAUGGCGAAGGUAACUUCAUCACUGCCACUCGCGACAAUGAGUACUCCGAUAUCUUCUGGGCUCUCAGCGGCGGUGGUGCUGGUACCUACGGUAUUGUCUGGUCUAUGACCUCCAAGGCCCACCCGGGCACUCCCGUCUCUGGCCUGAACCUGACCUACACCAGUGAGGGCAUCUCGGCGGAUACCUUCUACGACACCAUUGAGACUUUCCACGCCACUCUGCCCAGCAUCGUGGAUGCUGGUGCUAUGAGCGUUUGGUACUUCACCAACGCUUUCUUCUCGAUUGCUCCUAUCACCGGCCCUAACAUCCCCAUCGCUGACCUUGUAGAUCUUGUCAAGCCCUUCACUGACGCCCUUGACAAUGCUGGCAUCAACUACACCAUGGUCGCCAACCAAUACGACAGCUAUUUGAGCGAGUUCCACGACAUGCAGGGCGAGAUCCAGGUCGGCACUGCCCAGUACGGUGGCUGGUUGGUCCCGAGAUCGGUUGUCGAAGAAAACAACAAAGGUCUGAUCAAUGCUUACCGUGAGAUCACCGAGGCUGGCGGAACUUUCAUCGGUGUUGGUCUGAAUGUCUCCCACGCGGUUUCUGGAGACGUUUACAACGCCGUCCUCCCCGCUUGGCGCGAUGCCCUGAUUGAUACCACCCUGACCACCCCCUGGGAGUGGGAUAACCCCGAUCUCAUGCUGGAGCGCCAGCGCCAGAUGACUGAGGAUUUCAUUCCCAAGUUGACGGCACUUUCCCCUGACUCUGGUGCCUACAUGAACGAGGGUGAUUUCCAGCAGCCCAACUUCAAGAAGGUCUUUUACGGUGACAACUACGAUAAACUGCGCGAGAUCAAGGCUAAGUACGAUCCGAACGACAUCUUCUAUGGAAGAACUGCUGUUGGUUCCGAUGAGUGGUCUGAGUCCGAGGAUGGCCGCCUAUGCAGGGUGAACUAG